AUUUUCUCCUGUCGAUGCCACAUUCUCACCCGGAGCGGCUCCUAUUCUUCGUACUUUCUCUUAUAAGCUUCCUGUACUUGUUGGUGCGGUCACUUGUGGGUGCAUUUUCAGAUCGGAGACAUUGCGUGUGACUCCUCUGUCUCCACCGAAAAAAUGGUACGUCGCUGGAAGUGCCACCUGUACAGCUGUAGAUUUUGACAUGACAUUCCUUUUUUCCAGAUAUCGACGCGCGGAGCAGCGCGAUGACAGCACGUUUUUCCGAGUCUACUUCUCCCCAGAUAGAAAAACGAGUCGCCGAAGCACCCAUAAAAAGCAAACGCAUCGAGGAUAUGCAGACGAAUGUGCCAUCGACGGAAAAGGACCAGGUGCAAAAUGAUGGUCCCCCGAAUGCAGAUUGUUCCAGCAGAUGCGACUCCGGCGAGGUGGAUAAGAGUACCGAUGAGACUACG
Molecule: messenger RNA, 449 nt
Organism: Amoebophrya sp. A25
Lineage: Eukaryota; Dinophyceae; Syndiniales; Amoebophryaceae
Source: the annotation of a GenBank genome assembly